AUGGGUGAUGUUGAGAAAGGCAAGAAGAUUUUUGUUUGGAAGUGUACCCAGUACCAUACUGUGGAAAAGGGAGGCAAGCACAAGACUGGGCCAAAUCUCCAUGGUCUAUUUGGGCGCAAGACAGGUCAGGCCCCUGGAUUUUCCUACAUGGAUGCCAAUAAGAACAAAGGGAUUACCUGGGGAGAGGCUACGCUGAUGGAGUAUUUGGAGAAUCCCAAGAAGUACAUUCCAAUAACAGAAAUUAUCUUCGCUGGCAUUAAGAAGUGUUCAGAAAGGGCAGAUUUGAUAGCUUAUCUGAAAAAAACUACUAAUGAGUAA
This is a messenger RNA of Phyllostomus hastatus (greater spear-nosed bat), 318 nucleotides long. RefSeq names its product cytochrome c-like. Gene Ontology annotation, biological process: mitochondrial electron transport, ubiquinol to cytochrome c; mitochondrial electron transport, cytochrome c to oxygen. Bases 1 to 318 code for a protein of 105 amino acids. The transcript has a single exon. Gene Ontology annotation, cellular component: mitochondrial intermembrane space. Lineage: Eukaryota; Metazoa; Chordata; Mammalia; Chiroptera; Phyllostomidae. Gene Ontology annotation, molecular function: electron transfer activity; heme binding. The record is from RefSeq and is a predicted model, not a curated record.